Messenger RNA from Aureobasidium namibiae CBS 147.97, 771 nucleotides. Its product is annotated as kinase-like protein. The record is from RefSeq and is a predicted model, not a curated record. The annotation marks the transcript as partial. Gene Ontology annotation, biological process: protein phosphorylation. The transcript has 3 exons. Gene Ontology annotation, molecular function: protein kinase activity; ATP binding. Lineage: Eukaryota; Fungi; Ascomycota; Dothideomycetes; Dothideales; Saccotheciaceae.
AUGAGUUAUCCCGAUCCAUACCGCGACGACCGAAUCGACAUCGAGCUGCGCGCACCCCCUCGUUUCCAGGCACCUGAAGGACAAUCAUGGGUCUUUGGCGCAGCGCUAGGUGCCGGCGGCUUUGGAAGGGCAUAUCUCUGGAACCUUGUCAACAACGCAGACCAGAAGGUAGUCGAUCGCGUCGUGAUUAAGUACACCGAAAUCCGAUCGGAACAGGUCUUACAUCAUGGAGGUCCAGGACAUGGAGAGAUCCGGGAAGUCUUUAUGCAACGACAUCUACAUUGCUCCUGGUCGCUCGACUCCUGGAGAUUCUACUCACCAUACUAUGCUUUUGGCGAUCUUAGCGAUCUGAUUCGCGCGCAAGAUACGAUGGGAGACCACCGACAGAUUCCGGAACCAUUCGCCUGGUAUCUGCUCUACCGACUUGCGUCUGCUGCUGUGGUUAUGGAUGAGGCGUUCAACACCGAUGACACUAAGUACGAAGUCGUCCAUUGUGACUUCAAGCCCGACAAUAUAUUCAUGGGCGCUCCUGGCACCUUGGGGAAGAAGAACAGUUUCCCUGCAUAUCCACCUGCGUAUCUGGGAGAUUUUGGAAAUGCGCACAUCACAUAUCCAAGAGAUCCUCGUACCGAUCUGAUGUAUGGAAUGUGUACGCCAGGCUGGUCCGCUCCCGAGAUCACAAAUGUUGGUUAUAGAAGAGCUCCUUGGCAAGCGCCAGGCGGUUCUCACACGAACAUCUGGCAGAUUGGGUUCAUCGUGCAGUCUAUACUC